Messenger RNA from Prorocentrum cordatum, 921 nucleotides. The record is from the annotation of a GenBank genome assembly. NCBI's taxonomy places the organism in Eukaryota, Dinophyceae, Prorocentrales, Prorocentraceae.
AUGGCUCCGUCGCGCUGCUCUUCCCUGGUGGUGCUCUUGCUUUUGGGCCCGACCGCCAUCACUGGCGUUAAAGCGGCUCGGACAGCGCUGAAGGUGACGGCAGUGUCAGGGUCGAAUGAAAGCAAGAUUUCGAGGGAGAGUAAAACGGCUUAUAAGCUCUUGUGUGAUGCCCGCCUGGGCAUGAGGAAGUGGAUAGAGAAUCCAUGUGGCAUGUUUAGUCCCACGUGCCAGAAACUGGACUUCAAGUGUGAUGGGGAUUCGCGCGUGGAAGAUCUUACGAUAAGUUGGCACCAGGAUACGCUUGGCCUCGGAUCGCUCUCCAACCUUCUGGGGCCUCGCACGGGCUGGUCCAUCUUAGACUCCAUUUCUGAAAAAAUUGGUUCGAAAAUGACCUUUAAGAUCAAGAAGGACCUUACUCCUGUGGAAGCACCUCCAACUUGGCUCUUUAAGGAGCAUGUCACCCGUUACUUCCUGCAGUCUUUCGGCUGCGACGACCCGAAAGAGGAGUGCUUCAUCCCCUGGCCUGGGUACGAGGCGGUACGUUCGGAGGGGCAAGCAGUGGGAAUUACGCGCUUCUACCUCGCUUACAGGGAGGAGGUUCCAGGGCACCCUGAGACCCGCAUCGAGAUCGGCCAGUGGGCAACGGAUCAUCUGGAGUCCAACUUUACAUUCCUCGGGACGGGCGUGGAACCGCCGCCCGCCCUCGUGUUUGCGGGAUCGGUCGGCACGGGCUGCGUGGGAGGCGCGUCUUGCGAUGAGCCCGAGAACCACGGGUACCCCGUCCCGUUCAAGGAGUUCGAAGUCACGGCCCACCACCUGAUGGAGCAUCCCCAGGGUUCGGGCCGCUACCAGCUCAGGAACAACACCAACCGCGCCGUCCAGGAGGAGACCGUCGUCCACAAGUUCAAGGAGAGCCACUGA